This is a messenger RNA of Microtus oregoni (creeping vole), 7418 nucleotides long. RefSeq names its product solute carrier family 12 member 6 (gene Slc12a6). Gene Ontology annotation, biological process: chemical synaptic transmission; chloride ion homeostasis; chloride transmembrane transport. The record is from RefSeq and is a predicted model, not a curated record. Gene Ontology annotation, molecular function: potassium:chloride symporter activity. Gene Ontology annotation, cellular component: membrane. Lineage: Eukaryota; Metazoa; Chordata; Mammalia; Rodentia; Cricetidae. The transcript is spliced from 24 exons. The coding region runs from base 1261 to 4668 and encodes 1135 amino acids.
UCGGCUCUGCAGACUCCGGGUGGGGCUGCUGGUGCCCGCGGGACGGCGCCGCCCUCCUGCUGCUCCCCAGACACCUCCGGACGGUUAACCUCGAAUGAGGAACGAGCGGGGCGGGAAGGGGAGGGCUGCGGCGGCGCGGGCACAGCCCGCCGCGCCCGGGGCUGGGGGCGGCGAGGUCACGUAACGGCCUCGGGCGUCUGCCGGGGAGGGGGCCUCCUGCGCGCCGCGGCUCCGAAACAGUUAGCGGCUAGUAAACAACAGCUGCGCGCGCACCCGCAUCAGCUGGCGCGGGAUCCCGCACCUGCGACCGACCUCCUCCUUCCUAGCCGGGACCAGCCUGCGUGGCCGUCUUCUCGGCUGAGCCCCAAGGAAAACCGGCGAGAGGCCACCCGCAUCAGCCCCGGGGAAAACGCGUCCUGUCACACGCCGCGCAAACGCGGCAAGUGGUCGUGGGCUCGAGGGACUCGCGACGACCUGCCACGACCCGGAGCUGCCGUAGGAGCUGCUCUGAUCCGCUAGCCGCCACCUCCAGCAUCUCUGCCAGGACGAGAUCUCUGGGAGACAGAAAUCCACUCUGCCCCGGCAUCCUCUCCUUGCUCUUCUCUUUCUCUCCAUCCUGUAGUGUGGGGGGUAUUUUUCCCGUUAUGCAUGUGCAUCUCUCCCACCAGACCCAAGUGGAUUGUCGACCUCAGAAACAUCGAGUGGCUCAACACACACCUCCUCCCAGCCAGACCUGUGGGGUAUUCACCUGAUACACAACAGGUGGCCAGUGCACAUCUUUUUGUAAUCUGAUCCACGCUGUCUAUAGUCUCCUGAUAAGGGUGGGCCUGCACGCUCCUUCCUCAGCUAGAACCGUGGGAUACUCAGCAGAUAAAGGACUAACUACCUCAUCAGGACCCGGGGGUCGAGCAGAGGGAGGCCGAAACCAGCUGCUGUGAAAUCAUGGCGUGGAGCCCUCAGCCCUGGACCAGGGGAGAUAGCUAGGAUCCUGAAGGAACCAAGUUACAGAAGAUUAGCAUCGUUUUGUUCUCAUUUUGUUUUCCAAAAAUUAUUUUUCAGUUACGGGUUGUGCACUUUAUAAAACAGUUGGCUUGAAUUCUAAGUGGAAGGAUUCUUAAUUGGGUUUUUGUGGGAUGUAAAUCAAGGUAAUUGAGUUCUUUUUUUCCUUUCAAGUUUUCUAUUUUUGCAAUCAAAAGUAGCUAGUGUAGGAGGAAGAGUUUUUGUGAGCUUUUCCUUUUUUCUUUGUCAAAAAGGGGGAAAAUGCAUCCUCCAGAAGCCACCGCCAAGAUAUCUUCAGUUCGGUUCAUGGUGACACCAACAAAGAUUGAUGACAUUCCAGGUUUGUCAGACACCAGCCCGGACCUCAGCUCGCGAUCUAGUUCCCGAGUAAGAUUUAGCUCCCGAGAAAGUGUGCCAGAAACAAGCCGUAGUGAGCCUAUGAGUGAACUGUCUGGCGCCACUACUUCUCUGGCAACUGUGGCCCUAGAUCCUUCCAGUGACCGGAUUUCUAACCCCCAGGAUGUUACUGAGGAUGAUGGACAUAAGAAAGCUCGAAAUGCUUAUCUCAGCAAUUCCAACUAUGAAGAAGGAGAUGAGUAUUUUGAUAAAAAUCUGGCACUCUUUGAGGAAGAAAUGGACACCAGACCAAAGGUGUCGUCUCUCCUCAACCGCAUGGCCAACUAUACUAACCUGACACAGGGAGCAAAGGAGCAUGAAGAGGCAGAGAACAUCACUGAAGGGAAGAAGAAGCCUACCAAGAGCCCCCAAAUGGGUACUUUUAUGGGUGUCUACCUCCCAUGUCUACAAAAUAUUUUUGGAGUGAUCCUCUUCCUGCGUCUUACCUGGGUAGUGGGCACAGCUGGAGUCCUUCAGGCCUUUGCGAUUGUCCUUAUCUGCUGCUGCUGUACGUUGUUGACUGCCAUCUCCAUGAGUGCCAUAGCCACCAAUGGAGUGGUACCAGCUGGGGGCUCAUACUUCAUGAUUUCCCGGGCCCUGGGCCCAGAGUUUGGCGGGGCUGUUGGCCUCUGCUUUUAUCUGGGCACCACAUUUGCAGCAGCCAUGUAUAUUCUUGGUGCCAUUGAAAUUUUUCUGGUAUAUAUCGUCCCUCGAGCUGCCAUCUUCCGCAGUGAUGAUGCACUCAAGGAAUCAGCAGCCAUGCUAAAUAACAUGCGUGUCUAUGGCACAGCCUUCUUGGUCCUCAUGGUCUUGGUGGUAUUCAUUGGCGUCCGCUAUGUGAAUAAGUUUGCCUCACUUUUCCUGGCCUGUGUAAUUGUGUCCAUUUUGGCUAUCUACGCUGGUGCCAUCAAGUCUUCCUUUGCUCCACCACACUUCCCGGUCUGCAUGUUGGGCAACCGCACCCUUUCAUCCAGACAUCUUGACGUUUGCUCUAAGACCAAGGACGUUAACAACAUGACAGUGCCAUCAAAGCUAUGGGGAUUCUUCUGUAACUCAAGUCAGUUUUUUAAUGCCACCUGUGAUGAGUACUUUGUUCACAAUAAUGUCACCUCAAUCCAAGGCAUUCCUGGGCUGGCUAGUGGUAUCAUUACUGAAAACCUUUGGAGUAAUUAUUUACCAAAGGGUGAGAUCAUUGAAAAGCCAUCAGCCAAGUCAUCUGACGUCUUGGGCAACUUAAACCAUGAGUAUGUCCUUGCUGAUAUCACCACCUCCUUCACUCUACUGGUGGGGAUCUUCUUCCCUUCUGUCACAGGUAUCAUGGCUGGGUCAAACAGAUCUGGAGAUCUGAAAGAUGCUCAGAAGUCCAUUCCCAUUGGAACCAUCCUUGCCAUCCUGACCACAUCCUUUGUGUAUUUAAGCAAUGUUGUCCUUUUUGGCGCAUGUAUUGAAGGAGUUGUUCUCAGAGACAAAUUUGGGGAUGCUGUGAAAGGUAAUUUGGUUGUCGGCACCUUAUCUUGGCCAUCCCCAUGGGUGAUUGUUAUUGGCUCCUUCUUUUCAACGUGUGGGGCUGGACUUCAGAGCCUCACAGGUGCACCUAGGCUGCUCCAGGCUAUUGCCAAGGAUAACAUCAUACCAUUCCUUAGGGUUUUUGGUCACAGCAAAGCCAAUGGGGAACCUACCUGGGCCUUACUUCUAACUGCUGCCAUAGCAGAGCUGGGGAUUCUCAUCGCCUCCCUGGAUCUCGUUGCCCCAAUUCUUUCAAUGUUUUUCCUCAUGUGUUACCUCUUUGUGAACUUGGCAUGUGCCUUGCAGACAUUACUCCGAACCCCCAACUGGAGGCCCCGAUUCCGCUACUAUCACUGGGCCCUGUCUUUCAUGGGAAUGAGUAUCUGUCUAGCUCUGAUGUUCAUUUCUUCCUGGUAUUAUGCCAUUGUAGCUAUGGUAAUUGCUGGCAUGAUCUACAAGUACAUUGAGUACCAAGGGGCUGAGAAGGAAUGGGGCGAUGGCAUCCGUGGGCUGUCCCUCAGUGCCGCUCGCUUUGCUUUGCUCCGCCUGGAGGAAGGACCUCCUCAUACUAAGAACUGGAGGCCUCAGCUGCUUGUAUUGCUGAAGCUGGAUGAAGACUUACACGUCAAGCACCCUCGCCUCCUCACCUUUGCCUCCCAGCUCAAGGCAGGAAAGGGACUCACUAUUGUGGGCUCUGUCAUCGUGGGGAACUUCCUGGAGAACUAUGGGGAAGCUCUGGCUGCAGAGCAGACCAUUAAGCACCUAAUGGAGGCAGAAAAGGUAAAAGGAUUCUGCCAGCUGGUGGUGGCUGCCAAGCUGAAAGAGGGUAUUUCACACCUCAUCCAGUCCUGUGGCCUUGGAGGCAUGAAGCACAACACAGUGGUGAUGGGCUGGCCCAAUGGCUGGCGUCAGAGUGAAGAUGCUCGCGCUUGGAAGACUUUCAUUGGCACAGUUCGAGUGACAACUGCUGCCCAUCUAGCCCUGCUGGUGGCUAAAAAUGUCUCCUUCUUUCCCAGCAAUGUGGAGCCAUUUUCUGAGGGCAACAUUGAUGUGUGGUGGAUUGUUCAUGAUGGGGGCAUGCUCAUGCUGCUACCCUUCCUACUGAAACAGCACAAGGUAUGGAGAAAAUGCAGCAUAAGGAUCUUCACAGUGGCCCAACUCGAAGACAACAGUAUCCAGAUGAAGAAAGAUCUGGCCACCUUCCUGUACCAUCUGCGCAUUGAGGCAGAAGUGGAAGUGGUGGAGAUGCACGACAGUGACAUCUCUGCCUAUACAUAUGAGCGCACCCUCAUGAUGGAGCAGAGGUCCCAGAUGCUCCGGCACAUGCGACUGUCCAAAACAGAACGAGACAGAGAGGCACAGCUGGUGAAAGAUCGAAACUCAAUGCUACGCUUAACUAGCAUUGGUUCUGAUGAAGAUGAAGAGACAGAAACUUACCAGGAGAAGGUACACAUGACGUGGACCAAGGAUAAGUACAUGGCAACCCGGGGGCAAAAGGUCAAGUCAAUAGAAGGAUUCCAGGACCUACUUAAUAUGCGUCCGGACCAGUCCAAUGUGAGACGUAUGCACACAGCAGUGAAGCUCAAUGAAGUCAUAGUUAACAAGUCCCAUGAAGCCAAACUGGUUUUGCUGAAUAUGCCAGGACCACCCCGGAACCCUGAAGGUGAUGAAAACUACAUGGAAUUCCUAGAAGUACUCACCGAGGGAUUAGAGCGAGUCCUCCUUGUCCGGGGCGGUGGCAGUGAAGUAAUCACCAUUUACUCCUAAUCAGCUUGUGGAAGAUUCUCCUUGGUCUUACCUUCACUAAGACUCAUCACCCAUGGAGAUGACAGCUCUUUCCUACCACGCCCACUCUACUCUUGCGGAGCUGAGCCCCAACUAUGCUCUUGGACAACAUGAUCUGCCAUCCCAGCAGAGGCAAAUACUCCCUUACGAUCAGAACGGCCAAGUCCUGAAAGCUAUUUCUGUGGCAGGAGAAGGCAAGCCAAAACUGCUGAAGGUAGUGAGUUAGUAAAACAUAUGCUAGAAACUAAACUAAAAGCAAAAAAAAAAAAAAAAAAAAAACAAGUUAAUAUCCAACGUUCAGGAUGAGUCUCAGAAGACACGGUUCAAUGACGACACCUGUCAGCCUCACCUUAGCAAAAAAUGAGCGUGGCCGUUAUCAUUGUUGGAGAUAGCCUGCGGCAAACGAAGUGAAAAUUUAGGAUACUUAUACAAAACCUGAAAAAUAGCUGCCGCUUCUACUUUUACUCAAAAAUCAGACCCCCAGAUACUAAGUUUUGCUGUCUGUGCUGUGCCACUGUAUAUUUCAGCGGUGUUUCUUCUAAAACCCAUGCUGUGGUUGUAAUGCAGACAGUGUUACUAUGGAAAAAGGGUUCUGAAAGGUAAGAUGUUUUUCUGGUUUUCAAACGGCUAGACAGGAUUCCAGAGAGUACUAUUAAAAUGUGCAGAAAUAGAGUCUAUGAUUAGCUCUGCGACACAAAGCACACAAUGUAUUAUCUUAAGAAUUGGAGGUUGUUAAGCAGCUUAAACCAGGAGGGUCUCUUCUUUUACCCUUAGUAGGCACUGGUUUAAAAAAAAAAAAAAAGCUCUAAGUAAGAGACAGAGACAAUAGGAGUGUGUACUGCUACCUCCGGGGGCUCCUGGCUUUAGAGACAGAGACAAUAGGAGUGUGUACUGUUACCUCCGGGGCUCCUGGCUUUAGAGGGGUUCAGCAGGGGAACUGGGCAUGUGAGAGCCAUACCCUUUACACGGUGCCAAAAUUAUCUGUCUAAAGUGGCAGACAGGUUCGCAUUGGCCUGACAUAAGCAGCUUUUCUUUUCACAAGAAAUCAAUCUGUGGCCUCUUCACCAAAGCCAUAGUGAAGACUUGAGGCACUCACCUCCAUGCCCAAAGCUGAGCUAGCCCCCUUGCAAUGUUACUCUUCACUCAGACUCCAGAAAUUUGGCUCUGAACCAAGUGGUUCCCUAAGCCAAUGAUCUGCUCUGUCAGUUUUGUUUCCAGAAAUCUCUAAAUGUGCCAAGGAAAUACUUGUGUAAGCUCAGCUUCUUAUUUUUCUAAUUUAUCGAUCAUGAACACCCGGCUUACCAGCAUAGGAAGUCUUUGUGGCUGAGCAGUAAUUUCAAGUAUGUGAAACCUUCAUAUUCUUUACAAGAUAGUUAAGAGACUGUCUUCCUGCUUACACACAUGACUGCUUUUAAAUUCCCCUUAUGGUAAAUUUGCCACAGUCCAUACCCUGGAGGAAUGGAACACCCAAAAUUCAUCCUGAGACAGAAGACCCUCAAAUAUGGCCUAAGAAGCUGAGUCAUGUGAUUUGUUCUUAAUCCUCCCACACACACACCCUGCCCACCCGCCACUCAAGGUAGCAUAGAGGAUGCAAAAUUUUUUCCUGCUCCUCCCAGCAGAGGGUAAAAAAUGUCUCCAGUUCCCUUUCCAACACUCAGUUCUAUAGUUGAAUACAGUCCCCUAGGCUCCAAGGUAUUAAACACCCAUUCUGUAAAAGCCAGCCUGCCCAGGAACUGCCUAACACCUACCCCUGAUCAAAGUGAUACCACCUUUUUAGCUAUCAAACAAAUAUGGGCAGAGAAUAAAGUUAACGUUGAGAAAGGCUGUGGUUAGAGCUGUGUAAGAAUCUUUUAAAGGGUAAGAAAAUUAGUAGCUAUUAAUAUAGCUAUUACUUCAGUCCCUAAAGCAUAAAAUCACUGUUACAGGGAAAAAUGGUUAUUAGGCCAGAUUUAUACUCAUCUCUGUCUAGAGCAUUUCAUGUCUAUGUGUUGCUUAUGUUGUCUGUCUGCAAAGUGUCUUUAUCUCUUUUAAUCACUGCAAAUAAAGCAAUACUGAAAACUUGAGAGAAAAUGCACCUUAGGGGAAGGGGCCAAAUGUUUCUAGAGGGAAGAGAAAGACCUUCUCCUGCCUUCUUAGAAGACCCAGCUUGUGUGUCUUAUCUAUGAGUUAUCAGGCAGGCUGUAACAUUCAUUCUCCCCCAGCUGGCCCUCAGCCUUCCAUAGCAAUCUUAAAAGCUGGAGUUUGAACUGCAGGGCCUGCUUGACAAGUGCCAGUUUCCUCGUGGCAGAGGAAGUCACUGUUCUUCCUCUUCCGUCGCAUCCUAUUCUUGUGGCCCCAAGGAUCCCAUCAAUCCUCAUUCCCCCAAAUGUUAAAAAACUUCUUAUUGUGGAUAUUAAAAUAAGUUACACUGUAAGCAUAUUUACAUGCUCUUUUUUUCUGGUUUAUUUUUCUUUUCAUCAUGUAAAAUUUGAAUCCAGGAGAGAAGUUUCUCACAUCUUCCAAAAAAAUGUCUGAUAUAGAAUCUUUGUCUCUGCUUAUGCGAUAUAGAAGUGAAAUAUUAACACAGAUAUAAGGGGAACUUGAGAAACUUUUAAAGCAUUGUUCUCAACCGUUUAAUUUAUUGAAAGGAGAUGCUGCUACUCAGCGGCUGCUGUUCUUUUGUUUACAUAGUCUGGUUUUGUCUGUUUCGCUCUGUGCUGAGAACAUAAAUAAAGUUUUCUACAUUAUUUUCA